AUGCCUUUUGGGGGGUUUUCGGGGCUGAAGGAGCGGGUUCUGAAACCAGGAAAGGAGGAGGUGAAGAAUACAGUAGGAGACGGUCUGGGGAACCUGCAGAGGAAAAUUGAUGGGACCAAUGUGGACGAGGAUGACCAGAUGGAGCUCACGGAGGACGGGCAACCGGUGGCUCCUCGCCACAAUGCCCCUCUGUUUGACUGCGGUUGCUGCGGCCUGCCCAAGCGCUACAUCAUCGCCAUUCUCAGCGGACUGGGCUUCUGCAUCUCCUUUGGCAUCCGUUGCAACCUGGGGGUGGCCAUUGUGGAGAUGGUCAACAACAACACAGUCUACAUCAAUGGGACACCUGUACUCCAGCCAGCUCAAUUCAACUGGGACCCAGAGACUGUGGGACUGAUCCAUGGCUCCUUCUUCUGGGGUUACAUCGUCACACAGAUCCCUGGAGGCUUCAUCUCCAACAAGCUGGCCGCCAACAGAGUGUUUGGGGCGGCCAUUUUUCUCACGUCCAUACUGAAUAUGUUCAUCCCUUCAGCAGCCAGAAGGCACUACGGCUGUGUCAUGUUAGUCCGCAUCCUGCAAGGCUUGGUGGAGGGUGUUACCUACCCUGCAUGCCAUGGGAUGUGGGCCAAAUGGGCCCCUCCCCUGGAGAGAAGUCGACUGGCCACCACCUCAUUCUGUGGUUCCUAUGCAGGUGCUGUGAUUGCCAUGCCUUUAGCAGGAGUCCUGGUUCAGUUUGUUGGAUGGCCCUCAGUCUUCUAUAUCUAUGGUGUAUUUGGGAUUAUAUGGUACAUCUUCUGGCUCCUGCUUGCCUAUGGGAGCCCAGCCGCCCACCCCACUAUAAGCGAUGAGGAGAGGAUCUACAUAGAGACCACCAUUGGCGAGGGUGUCAAAAUAUUGAGCGCCACUGAGAAAUUCAAGACUCCAUGGCGCCGUUUCUUCACCUCCAUGCCUGUCUAUGCCAUCAUCGUGGCUAACUUCUGCCGUAGCUGGACCUUCUAUCUGCUCCUCAUCAGCCAACCAGCCUACUUUGAGGAGGUGUUUGGCUUCUCCAUCGGCAAGGUGGGGCUCCUGUCUGCUGUGCCUCACAUGGUGAUGACCAUCGUAGUGCCUAUCGGUGGCCAGCUAGCCGACUUCCUACGCAGUCGUAAAAUCAUGUCAACUACAAACGUCCGGAAAAUCAUGAACUGCGGAGGUUUUGGAAUGGAGGCGACUCUGCUGCUGGUGGUGGGGUUCAGUCACACACGUGGGGUUGCCAUCUCCUUCCUGGUGCUAGCUGUGGGUUUCAGUGGCUUUGCCAUCUCAGGGUUCAAUGUAAACCACCUGGACAUUGCUCCUCGCUAUGCCAGUAUCCUAAUGGGCAUCUCCAAUGGUGUUGGCACACUGUCUGGAAUGGUGUGCCCCCUUAUUGUUGGAGCACUGACUAAACACAAGACCCGCCUGGAGUGGCAGAACGUGUUUGUGAUAGCCGCCAUGGUGCACUACACAGGGGUCAUCUUCUAUGCUAUCUUCGCCUCAGGCGACAAGCAGGAAUGGGCAGAACAAGAGAGCACCAGCGAAGAUAAGGUCGGUAUUAUCGACGAGGAUGAGCUGGCCGAAGAGACAGAGCUCAACACCGAGAUUGCCAUGGCACCCAAGAAAAGCUAUGGAACCACAGAGAACUCAUCGGGUCGCAAACAAGGCUGGAAGAAGAACAGAGGAGUCACCAUGCAGGAAGAUAAGGAUGAUGGGAACUCGCACCACGGGAAUGGGAACUACCAGGAGCAGUAUCAGUGAUGCGCCCUAAUAAUCAGGGGCAUUGGCUGUAUAGAUUCUCCACAUUUUUCCUGGAGUGUGCACUUGCACACUUUCUCACAUAGAAAACCAGAGGAAACCAGAGAAGGCUUAGUGGGAGGAGCUAUAGGAGGAUGGGCUCAUUAUAA
Salvelinus sp. IW2-2015 is the source of this 1916-nucleotide messenger RNA. It is a transcript of the gene slc17a8, whose product is annotated as solute carrier family 17 member 8. Gene Ontology annotation, biological process: neurotransmitter loading into synaptic vesicle; transmembrane transport; regulation of synapse structure or activity. Lineage: Eukaryota; Metazoa; Chordata; Actinopteri; Salmoniformes; Salmonidae. The record is from RefSeq and is a predicted model, not a curated record. Gene Ontology annotation, molecular function: L-glutamate transmembrane transporter activity; neurotransmitter transmembrane transporter activity. Gene Ontology annotation, cellular component: excitatory synapse; synaptic vesicle membrane.